UUUAAUGGUUUCCCCUGUCUUAUUCAUUGAUCUCUCUGGCGUCGUGUUUUUAUAUAUUUUCGCCUUUAAAAUUUCAUUGAUCGUGUUUUGAUUGAUCUGCGUGUGUUGAGAACGAGCGGGGUGGUGGAUGGCGGAGAUCUGUUGCGGUUUGGUGAACAAGAGCGAGGCGUCGCCGCCUUGCGAGUCGAGCUCUCGGUCGGCUAGGAGGAGGAGGCUGGAGAUCAGGAGGAUUAAGUUCGUUCCCGGAGUUACUCCGGCGGAGGCGGAGAACGGACUGAAGCGUCCUCGGUUUGAGCUGUGCUCCACUUCCACGGGAUCGGUUUCGCGGUUGUGCGAUAACGCGGUGGAUAGUUGCGACGGCUCCGAGGGUGAAGUGGCGGUUGAGAGUGGACACACGGCGGAGGCGAAGGAUUUCUCGAGGAAAUUCCUUUUGCCUCCGGUUUUGAGUCCGGCGGGUUCCUCUCUGCUUUUUGAGUUGGUACGGCUUCCCAAAUACGGCAUGGCUUCCGUCUGUGGACGGAGGCGGGACAUGGAAGAUGCGGUUGCGGUUCAUCCGUGGUUUUGCCGUAUGGAUCGCGAAAAUAACAACGAAUUGCACUAUUUUGCAGUGUAUGACGGCCAUGGAUGCUCUCAUGUAGCGAUGAAGUGUAAAGAGCGGUUACACGAGCUCGUGAAAGAAGAGCUGGAAAAGAAAGAAACCAGCGCCGACUGGAAACAAGCGAUGGAGCAGAGCUUCAGUCGCAUGGACAAGGAGGUGAUUGCAUGGAACGAGAGCGUCGUUCGCGGCAGUUGCCGGUGCGAGCUUCAAACUCCGGAGUGCGACGCCGUUGGAUCCACCGCCGUCGUCGCAAUUGUAACCCCAGACAAAAUUAUCGUCGCCAAUUGCGGCGAUUCCAGGGCCGUCCUUUGCCGGAACGGCAAGGCCAUUCCCCUCUCUAACGAUCACAAGCCGGAUCGCCCCGAUGAGUUGAACCGGAUCCAGGAAGCAGGGGGGCGGGUCAUAUACUGGGAAGGGCCUAGGGUUCUGGGAGUUCUGUCCAUGUCGAGAGCUAUAGGCGAUAACUAUUUGAAGCCGUACGUGAUAUGUGAGCCGGAGGUGACAAUCACCGACCGGACGCCGGAAGAUGACUGUAUAAUUCUGGGGAGCGACGGACUCUGGGACGUGGUGUCGAACGAUACCGCAUGCGGAGUUGCACGGAUGUGCCUGAACGGGAAGAAGCGGCGGUCAAGCUCGCCGGAGAAGGACGUCGGGAUAGACAAUUCCGACAAGGUCUGCUCCGAUGCGUCGAUGUUAUUGACGAAAUUGGCCCUGGCGAGGCGGAGCUCCGACAACGUGAGUGUAGUCGUGGUGGAUUUGAAAAAGGCCACGUAAACCCCCGCGGCUACGUCAUAUCAUUUCCUUAUCAGAUCAUAUCCUUUUUCUAAUGUUAAUGAAAUCUUGUAAUGCAUCCCGUGUCGUCUGAUCUAAUCUGAUACUGUUAAUUAUUAAUUAUUAAGGUUGAUUAAGGUUUGAUUAGAGUGUCAUAGGUUGAAAUCUUCAGAUUUUGAAUAUUUUCGAAACAAAGAUUUGGAUUUGAAUCUUGUUGAAAAGUAAAACUA
This is a messenger RNA of Ipomoea nil (Japanese morning glory), 1599 nucleotides long. Its product is annotated as probable protein phosphatase 2C 24. The record is from RefSeq and is a predicted model, not a curated record. Lineage: Eukaryota; Viridiplantae; Streptophyta; Magnoliopsida; Solanales; Convolvulaceae. Bases 128 to 1372 code for a protein of 414 amino acids. Gene Ontology annotation, molecular function: protein serine/threonine phosphatase activity; cation binding. The transcript is spliced from 3 exons. Gene Ontology annotation, cellular component: cytosol; nucleus. Gene Ontology annotation, biological process: protein dephosphorylation.